ACAAACAACUCCCACAGUGGCUGAAAUAAAAGGAGAGAGGGGAACGAGAGAGAUCUCCACAUUCUUCCAUCCAGAGCACCAACUCUGUGAUUUCUGUUCUCAAGAACCGGUUUCCACAUUUCCUCUCGCAAUGACCUCUAGUUAUAGCUUCAGGCAAUCUUCUUCUGUCUCAGGUGGAGGGUUUGGGGGAGCUUCUUUCAGGGCUCCAAGCAUCCAUGGUGGGUCUGGUGGCCGGGGCAUCUCUGUCUCUUCUGCAAGGCUGGUCUCCUCAGGGGCUGGAGGAGGCCUAGGUAGUGGAUAUGGGAUGAGUGGCUAUGGAGGAGGUUUUGGUGGCAGUGCUGGCUUUGGAGGAGGUUUUGGUGGAGGGGCUGGAGGUGGGUUUGGAGGCAGCAUGGGUGCCAGUGAUGGCCUCCUUACUGGAAAUGAGAAGAUAACUAUGCAAAAUCUCAACGACCGCUUGGCAAGCUAUCUAGAUAAGGUGCGUGCCCUGGAGGAAGCCAACUCAGAUCUGGAGGUUAAAAUCCGGGAGUGGCACCAGAAGCAAGGACCAACUGCUACCCGUGACUAUAGUCCAUACUACAAAACCAUUGAAGAUCUCCGAGAAAAGAUUCUUGAUGCAACAAUUGGAAACUCUAAAAUUGUCCUGCAGAUUGACAAUGCUAGGCUGGCUGCUGAUGACUUCAGAACCAAGUUUGAGACAGAGCAAGCUCUGCGCAUGAGCGUUGAGGGUGACAUCAAUGGACUGCGCAGAGUCCUGGAUGAGCUGACCUUGACCAGGACUGAUAUGGAGUUGCAGAUUGAAUCUCUGAAGGAGGAACUUGCCUACCUCAAGAAGAACCAUGAGGAGGAGAUGGCUGCACUUUCAGGACAACUUGGAGGCCAAGUGAGUGUGGAAGUUGACUCUGCGCCAGGGAUCGAUCUCACCAAGAUCUUGGCUGAUAUGAGAGACCAGUAUGAAUUGAUGGCUGAGAAGAACAGAAGGGAAGCUGAGGCUUGGUUUACCAGCAAGACCGAAGAACUGAAUAAAGAAGUUGCCGUCAAUACCGAACAGCUUCAGUCCAGCAAGACGGAGAUCACAGACUUGAGACGCACCUUCCAAGGCCUAGAGAUUGAGCUGCAAUCUCAGCUUAGCAUGAAAACUGCUCUGGAAAACACCUUGGCAGACACAGAAUGUCGCUACAGUGCCCAGCUGGCACAGAUCCAGGGCCUGAUCAGCAACAUGGAAGCACAACUAGUUGAACUCCGAGCCGACAUGGAGCGUCAAAACAGCGACUAUAAAAUGCUGAUGGACAUCAAGAGCCGAUUGGAGCAGGAGAUUGGGACUUACCGUCAGCUUUUGGAUGGCCAAGAGCUCCACUUUUCAGGAAUUAAUGACAAAGCAGCUGAUGGCAAGAAGUAGUCAAGAGUUCGCUCCUCUUCAAGAAGCAAGAUACAAAAGGAGGGGGUCGCUGCUAUUACUAAUCCAUGGAAAUUAGCAUUUCCAAAUCAUUUGCAGAAAAAAACUCUUGAAGAUGCAUUCUUGAAUAGGGUGGGAUCCAACAGUUUAUUUUGCAUUAUUAGUCUAUGGUUUUUGCAUUUUGGUUUCCAUGCUGGCUGUUUUUUGGCAUCAAAGAGGAAUUUUGGGAAAUGGAAGACAGAUUUGGUAUAAGCAAAAAUGCAAGAUAUAAAACAUAUAAAUGGUGUCCCUAAAUGAAACAUGUUUCAUUCAUUUUUGUUGUUUUUCUAAAUGGCACACAUUAAGGUCUGAAAGGUCUUUUCACUCUUUUUUAAACGUUUCAUAAGAGUGCAUGAACAAAAUGCCAAUAGGGUGCUGUGUGGUUUCCGGGCUGUAUGGCCGUGUUCUAGCAGCAUUCUCUCCUGACGUUUUGCCUGCAUCUGUGGCUGGCAUCUUCAGAAGAUCUGAAGAUGGAUCUGUGGCUGGCAUAUUCAGAUGAUCCCUGGACGAACCCCAAAUUCUGACUAUAACUUCUGCAUCUCUCAUUCUGGGUGGUUGGGGGUCAUUUGAUGGUUAAUUUGACUUUCCUGCCCUUAUCUUUACGUACGUUCUUUGUACUGCCUAAUAAAACUCUUUCUUGCAAAUGUAAA
This is a messenger RNA of Sphaerodactylus townsendi, 2085 nucleotides long. RefSeq names its product keratin, type I cytoskeletal 19-like. NCBI's taxonomy places the organism in Eukaryota, Metazoa, Chordata, Lepidosauria, Squamata, Sphaerodactylidae. The transcript is spliced from 8 exons. The coding region runs from base 131 to 1399 and encodes 422 amino acids. The record is from RefSeq and is a predicted model, not a curated record. Gene Ontology annotation, molecular function: structural molecule activity.